AUGGUUGCAGCUCAGAGACUUCAGAGGAGGAGGAGGAGGAAGUUCCUCCUGAGUGGAAAACUACUGCAACACGUCAAACCCCGCCCCCUCCUCCUCUGCAACUCAGAGCAGAAGUACCGAGUUCCUCUUUCACGUGAGUCACAUCUGAAACAGUUGGUGUUCAAACUGUUGAAUAAAAGGAGAUAUAAGGGAAUAGCAGGCAGAACCAGGACUGAGGAGGACGAGAUCAGCAGGGUUUCUGUGGACCUGAAGAGAGUUCAGCAGAGAGAAAAUAUGGCGACACUGAAAAAGAAGCUCCUCACAGCUUUAGAACAUUUGGGGAAAGAGGACUUUGAAGAAUUCAAGUGGCACCUGCAGCAGAAGGUCCUAGGAUUUGAAGGAAUCCCAAAGAGUCGACUAGAGGGUGCAUCUCGGACACAAACUGUGGACCAUAUGUUUCUGAACUACUGCAUUAACACUAUUGAAGUGACCAGAAACGUUUUGAAGGAGAUGAAUCAGAAUCUUCUGGAGGAGGAAUUAUCAAAAAUGUCAUCAGAACCGACAGAGAUUCUUACUGAGUGCCAAAGGACGCUCAAAUUCAACCUGAAGAAAAAAAUUGCGAAGAUCCUAGAAACGGGUAAUUCAAGACCUCUAAAUGAAAUCUACACGGAGAUCUACAUCACCAUGGGGGAAACUGCAGCUGAAGAGCAUGAGGUCAGACAGAUUGAAACAGCAUCCAGGAAACCAGACAGACCAGAAACAACCAUCAGACAAGAAGACCUCUUUAAAGCCUCACCUGGAAGAGAUGCACCAAUCAGAGUGUUGACAAAGGGCGUGGCUGGCAUUGCGAAAACAGUCUUAACACAGAAGUUCACUCUGGACUGGGCUGAAGGCAAAGCCAACCUGGACAUCCAGUUCAUAUUUCCAUUACCUUUCAGAGAGCUGAAUAGGCUGAAGAAAAAGUACAACUUGGUGGAACUUGUUCAUCACUUCUUCGCUGAAACCAGAGACGCAGGAAUCUGCAGGUUUGAUCAGUUCCCGGUUGUGUUCAUCUUCAACGGUCUGGAUGAGUGUCGACUUCCUCUGGACUUCCACAACACUGAGAUCCUGACUGAUGUCACAGAGUCCACCUCAGUGGAUGUGCUGCUGACAAACCUCAUCAGGGGGAAGCUGCUUCCCUCUGCUCGCCUCUGGAUAACCACACGACCUGCAGCAGCCAAUCAGAUCCCUCCUGAGUGUGUGGACAUGGUGACAGAGGUCAGAGGGUUCACUGACCCACAGAAGGAGGAGUACUUCAGGAAGAGAUUCAGAGAUCAGGAGCAGGCCGGCACCAUCAUCUCCCACAUCAAGACCUCACGAAGCCUCCACAUCAUGUGCCACAUCCCAGUCUUCUGCUGGAUCUCUGCUUCAGUUCUGGAGGACAUGUUGAAAACUGAGAGAGGAGAGCUGCCCAAGACCCUGACUGAGAUGUACAUCCACUUCCUGGUGGUUCAGUCCAAAGUGAAGAACGUCAAGUAUCAUGGAGGAGCUGAGACAGAUCCACACUGGAGUCCAGAGAGCAGGAAGAUGAUGGAGGCUCUGGGAAAACUGGCCUUUGAGCAGCUGCAGAAAGGCAACCUGAUCUUCUAUGAUCACGACCUGGCAGAGUGUGACAUCGAUAUCAGAGAAGCCUCAGUGUACUCAGGAGUGUUCACAGAGGUCUUUAGAGAGGAGAGUGGACUGUACGAGGACACAGUGUUCUGCUUCGUCCAUCUGAGCAUUCAGGAGUUUCUGGCUGCUCUUCAUGUCCAUCUGACCUUCAUCAACUCUGGAGUCAACCUGCUGGCAGAAGAACCAACAACCUCCUGGCUGCCUAAAGUCUUCAGAGACAAACCUCAACUUAAACAUCUCUACCGGAGGGCUGUGGACCAGGCCUUACAGAGUCCAAACGGACACCUGGACUUGUUCCUUCGCUUCCUCCUGGGUCUUUCACUGCAGACCAAUCAGAAACUCCUAUAUGGCCUGCUGAAAGAAACAGGAAGUAGCUCAGAGAUCAACCAGAAAACAAUUGAGUACAUCAAGAAGAAGAUAAAUGAGAACCCGUCUCCGGAGAGAAGCAUCAACCUGUUCCACUGUCUGAAUGAACUGAAUGAUAGUUCUCUAGAGGAGCAGAUCCAACAGUCCCUGAGUUCAGGAAGUCUCUCCACAGAUAAACUGUCUCCUGCUCAGUGGUCAGCUCUGGUCUUCAUCUUACUGUCAUCAGGAAAAGAUCUGGACGUCUUUGACCUGAAGAAAUACUCUGCUUCAGAGAAGGCUCUUCAGAGGCUGCUGCCAGUGGUCAAAGCCUCCAGGAAAGCUCUGCUGAGUGGCUGUAAGCUGUCAGAGAGAAGCUGUGAAGCUCUGUCCUCAGUCCUCAGCUCCCAGUCCUCUAGUCUGAGAGAACUGGACCUGAGUAACAACGACCUGCAGGAUUCAGGAGUGAAGCGGCUGUCUGCUGGACUGAAGAGUCCACACUGUGAACUGGAGACUCUCAGUCUCUCAGGCUGUAUGGUCACAGAGAAAGGCUGUGUUUCUCUGGCUUCAGCUCUGAGCUCCAACCACUCCCAUCUGAGAGAGCUGGACCUGAGCUACAAUCAUCCAGGAGACUCAGGAGAGAAGCUGCUGUCUGCUGGACUGGAGGAUCCACUCUGGAGACUGGAGACACUCAGGCUGGACCAUGGUGGAGAGCAGAGGUUACAACCAGGUCUGAGGAAGUAUUCCUGUGGACUCACCCUGGACUCAAACACAGCAGACAGAAACCUCAAACUGUCUGAGGACAACAGGACGGUGACACGUGUGAGAGAGGAUCAGAAAUAUCCUGAUCAUCCAGAGAGGUUUGACUACUACUAUCCUCAGCUGAUGUGCAGAGAAGCUCUGACUGGUCGCUGUUACUGGGAGGUCGAGAGGAGAGGAGGGGUUCAUAUAGCAGUGACUUAUAGAGGAAUCAGGAGGAGAGGAGGCGGAGAGGACUGUUGGUUUGGAUGGAAUGAUCAGUCCUGGAGUCUGACCUGCGCUGAUAGAGGUUACUCUGUCUGGCACAAUAAGAGAGGAACAAGCAUCUCCUCCUCCUCCUCCUCCUCCUCCUCCUCCUCCUCCUUCUCCUCCUCUGGUAGAGUAGCAGUGUAUCUGGAUCAUCCUGCUGGCUCUCUCUCCUUCUACAGAGUCUCCUCUGACACACUGACCCACCUCCACACCGUCAGAGCCACAUUCACUAAACCUCUCUACGCUGGGUUUGGGUUCUGGUUUGUGUCAUAUGACUCCUCAGCGUCUCUGUGUCCUCUGUAGGAGGAGACCACUUCCUGUCCUGGGUUUAAGGGUUGCUGUUUUAAAUCUGGCUCACUGAUUGUGUCUUUACUGUCAGAAGUGUUUUUAUCAGAGAGGCUUUUAUGGAAAUUGAGCAUUUAUAUUUGUUAUUAAUAACAUGACUCACAGUCAGCCCUUAUUUUAUUAUACAUUUAAAUAUAUAUAAUUCACGUGAUCAGAGUUUAACUCGUGUU
Molecule: messenger RNA, 3494 nt
Organism: Trematomus bernacchii (emerald rockcod)
Lineage: Eukaryota; Metazoa; Chordata; Actinopteri; Perciformes; Nototheniidae
Product: NLR family CARD domain-containing protein 3-like
Exons: 13
Coding region: 1-3282 (1093 amino acids)
Molecular function (GO): protein binding
Source: RefSeq, a predicted model, not a curated record